AAUGGAAGCACUCUUACCCCUGCUCAUGUUCUUCACAGUACCUGGAUAUUCAUAUGUUCUGCAACCAAAAUCGACCGUGACACAGAUCGCUGGGCUGGACAGAGACCACCAGUCUGAGUUGAGAGGUAUUUUUAUAUCGGCAGAGGAGAGGGGAAAUGGGGGGAAGAGGGAGCAGAGGAGUGAAGGAGUGAGUCCAGAGACGAACCCCGUGAGGACGCCUGUCAAGAGGGAAAUGCCUGUGGAGGAGAGAGGAGAAGAUGGGCUGAAAAUGGACAGAAAUCAAGGAUAUGAGAAAGGAAUCAAGGAGAGGCGGAAUGCCCCAAAGUCAAACCCCAAAAACUGGUUACAAGUGAAAAGUCAUAACACAGGGACACAAGAAGAAGAAAAAUAUGAUGACACAGAUGUGAAAUUUGAGCAAACGGAGAAGCCGAGACAAGAACUAGUGGAAGAGGAGAGAAAAAGCAAGCUGGUUGCAGGGAUUAGUGAUUAUUAUGACAGAAGAGGAGACGCUCGUGAGGAUGAAAAGAUAAUUACAUCAGAGAAAAGAGGAAACGAGGAAAGAGAAGAACAGGGGGAGGACGUUAAAAAUGCAAAGAAUAAUGAAUGGAAGGAAAGACAAAGGGAAGAUCACAUACUAGUUCCUCUGUUAAGAACAGCCCCUGCACAAGUGGAAUCAGUGUCUGCAGCAAUUAACACUCUGACUCAAAUUCCUCCUCGUCGUAAUCAUCAUAAUCUCGCUCCACUAGUUCCGGUUACACCCACACUGGUUCCUCCAAUCUCUUCCCUCCCUUCCACCCCUUACGCAAAAACUAGUCCCCAACUUUUUCCUCCUGUCGUCUUUAUUCACAAUCCCUCGGUCUCAACUGUGGUCCCUGGCGAGGUGAGGUCUGUCUCGCCGGUUGAAGAUCUCCUCUUUGAGGAGAUGAAAACUCCUGGAUAUCAUCUCAAGCAGAAUCAGGAAGUGAAGGCUGGUCCAAAUGUAGCACAAGAAAUACACACUGUCGUUCAACCAGAGAGUGAAAUUACCCCCAGUGCGCAAGAAGCAACACCGAAACCCAAAGAAGCAGAAGAUCUAAGCACAAAAGAACCGAAUCGUACGCCAAAGUCAAAUGAAAACAUAUCCACAGCUAAACUGGUCAAUUUUACACAUAAACCAAACAUGACACAGGCCACAGGCAAACCAGGAUCAGAUAAACUGAUGGAAAAUGACACCAAACUCGCAGUGAAGCAAAAUAAAUCGUCUCUUUCCAGACCACCAGUUACCGAACCUUCAGCCAGACCACGGCUGGCAACUGCCAGGACACCUUCAACGAGGCCAACGAAAAUCAACAGAAGCAGUAAAAAUAAGAAGGUUAGAAAGUCCAAGGACAAGAAAAGAAAAAAGGACAAUAAGACCAAUAAAACUCCAUCUGAGAGGAAGAAGAAGGUCACAGCGCCAACGAGCUUUCCUUACUUUUUAGACAACUACUGUCCACCUGAGUGUGCCUGCUAUGGAAGAGUGGUUCAGUGCUCAGAUAAAGGUGUGGGAAAAGUUCCUUACGGCAUUCCCUAUAACGCCCGCUACGUCCUCCUCAUGAAUAACCACAUCGACAGCAUCCAGUUGGACCUGCUCAACGAAUACGUCUCGAUGGAGUUCCUUGUGUUGAGCAACAAUCGGCUCACGGACGGCGCCAUAGAAGGCGCCUUCGAGGGUGUCCCAGCUCUGAAACGCCUCUAUCUGGACAGGAACCUCCUAGAAAGCAUUCCAACGGACCUUCCAUUUUCUCUCGAGGAGCUCCGUCUGGACAAUAACCAUGUUGGGGUGAUGUCUGAGGCCGCCUGGGCCCGCUGCCCCGGCCUCUUGGUUCUGAGCCUCAGCAACAACAGCCUGGGGAACAGAUCUGAAUCUCUUGCUAAUGCAGUGCUCUCUCCUCUGUGCAACCUGCGCACUCUGAACCUGAAUCACAACCAGCUGACAUUGGUCCCCAUGGGUUUACCGCUGUCCAUCAAGGAGCUGUAUCUCAAAGGGAAUCUCAUUGAGCAGUUCCGGGCAGGAGCCUUCAAUGGAAUAUCAGAGCUGGUGGUGUUGGAUCUGAGUGCAAACAGAUUGACAAACAAAGGUCUUCUCAGGGAGUCCCUCCUAAACACAACUAGCUUGGAAAGCCUCAACCUGGAAGGGAACAGACUCAAGCAAGUGCCACGUCACCUUCCCCGCUCACUCAAAACUCUGAAUCUGGAGGGAAACCUCAUAUCUUCCAUAAAGAAAGCCGCUUUCAGCACCGUGAAAAACCUGGAACACCUGGGCUUGGCUCGGAACAAGAUCUUCAAAGUUGCAAUAGGUGCUUUCAGGAUGUUGCCUGUCCUGCACCAGUUAGACCUGUGCCACAACACCUUGCGCCAAGUCCCCCGACAGCUGCCGCAAGGUUUGCACUCGGUCGCACUGACGCACAACAAGAUUCAGUCUGUGCCCCGUGACGCUUUCUGCUGGGGCAAUAAAAGUCUGAGUCCCAGCAGGCUCGUACAAGUGCAGCUGGAACACAAUUUAAUUGACAUGGGCAAGUUGGAUGCACAGGCUUUCAGAUGUUUACGGGGAUUCCAGGUGGUGCACUUCUACUGAGCCACUGACAGAUACACGAGAGGAUUAUAAAAACACUUUGAUUGACACCCAUACUUUUCAAGCUUUAUCCCUUUCAUGUGCCAGAAACCAAUGAAACUUACCAACGGGUUGAAAGAAAUAAACAUCUAUAUAUUUAA
Messenger RNA from Hippoglossus stenolepis (Pacific halibut), 2733 nucleotides. RefSeq lists its product as uncharacterized. Bases 2 to 2596 code for a protein of 864 amino acids. The record is from RefSeq and is a predicted model, not a curated record. Lineage: Eukaryota; Metazoa; Chordata; Actinopteri; Pleuronectiformes; Pleuronectidae. The transcript is spliced from 3 exons. Gene Ontology annotation, molecular function: protein binding.